UCAGUUUUCCCACUAAUCAACCAAUAAUCAUAGGUCAAGGUUUCUGCGGGGAAAAUUUCCAAAUAUCGAUAUUUUCGGAGCAUCGAUGUUUUACUCUUGAUGUAAAUAUAAACAGUAAUCAGCUGAUUUGUGUUGAUUACGAUCUCUUAUCCGACGAAAUAAAUAUAGAGAACACCUUCAGAAUGUUAAGGAGCUUUUGGGUUCAAAAAACGACAAAGAAAAUUCUUCUGCUUAAAAGAUGGAACACAACGCUAACCAAUGGAGAAUCAAACGUUUAUGAUUGCAUUGUGAUAGGCGGUGGCCAUGCUGGUACGGAAGCAAGUGCCGCUGCUGCUAGAAUGAAGGCGCGCACAUUGCUUAUCACGCAUAAACUCGAAACAAUUGGAGAAAUGUCGUGCAACCCAUCAUUUGGAGGGAUUGGCAAGGGCCAUUUGAUGCGAGAAGUUGAUGCAUUGGAUGGAUUGUGUGCACGUUGCUGCGACGUCUCUGGUGUACAAUACAAAGUGCUGAAUCGUAGGCGCGGGCCGGCUGUGUGGGGACCGCGCGCGCAAAUCGAUCGGCAGUUGUAUAAACAAGCCAUACAAAGCGAGUUAUUCAAUAUGGAUAGUUUAGAAAUACGAUGCGCAGCAGUGGAUGACUUAUACCUAGAAACGAAUGCGGAUGGUAAUUCGCAAUGCUGUAAAGGUGUGGUAUUGAAAAGUGGCGAAAUUGUGCCAGGUCGAACGGUGAUUUUAACGACGGGAACAUUUUUACGAGCUAACAUUAAUAUUGGGCUUGAAGUGCGUCCUGCUGGAAGAAUAGGCGAUGAACCGGCAAUGGCCUUGGGCCAAUCGCUAGAGAAUCUUGGGUUCCGCAUGGGCCGGUUAAAGACAGGCACCCCGCCGCGCAUUGCUAAAGAUAGCAUCGGCUAUGAACGCCUCGCGCGGCAUUCAGGCGACAAUCCUCCGAUGCCUUUCUCAUUCAUGAACGAACGGGUAUGGAUUGAAGCAGACAAUCAAUUGCCUUGCUACCUAACGCAUACAACAUUACGAGUAAAUAAUAUUGUGCGUGAGAAUUUGCAUGUGAAUCGCCAUGUGACGGAAGAAGUGACCGGUCCACGCUAUUGUCCAUCCAUUGAGUCAAAAGUUUUGCGUUUUGGAGAAAAAGUACAUCAAAUCUGGCUUGAACCAGAGGGUUUCGAGAGCAAACUUAUCUAUCCCCAGGGACUGUCUUGUACCUUGCCAUUUGAACAACAAGUAGAGCUAGUACACAGCAUUCAUGGCUUAGAGGAAGCGGAAGUUAUACAACCUGGAUAUGGCGUAGAGUACGAUUUUAUAGAUCCUCGAGAACUAUUUGCCACACUAGAAACGAAACGUGUGGAAAACCUCUUUUUUGCUGGCCAAAUUAAUGGCACGACCGGCUAUGAAGAGGCUGCAGCACAAGGGAUAAUUGCUGGCGCAAAUGCUGCGGGUAAAGCCAUAAAUUAUCGCUCAAAUGCAUUAGCAAACAAAGAUCCAACGCAGCUGACGAUAAGUCGCACUGAAGGCUAUAUUGGUGUACUCAUCGACGAUCUAACAACAUUAGGCACUAACGAACCAUAUCGCAUGUUUACUAGCCGGGCAGAGUUUCGCCUUUCACUGCGACCGGAUAAUGCCGAUGUGCGACUAACAGAGAAAGGCUACAAUUUUGGUGUGGUGACCGAAAGUCGAUAUAAGCGCUUCAAAGCUGCGGAACGGAAACUACAGCAAGCAAUCGACCAGUUGAAAUCAAUGCAACGACAUUCCAACUAUUGGCGACGUACACUAGGCCUACGUGAAGCGAAAACCUCUGUGGAAAAAUCCGCUUUUGAUAUGCUAGGCAUACCUGCGGACAACAUAACACUAACACAACUUAUAGAAUUGCAACCAGACGAAUUAGACUGGUUAGGAGUUGAACAAACCAUAUGUGAGCGGCUAAAAAUUGAGGCAUUGUAUGAACAUUUUGUGGCCGAACAGCGGCGUGAUGUAGACGAUGUCCGGCGAGAUGAAGGACUAGCGAUACCUGCUAAUAUUGACUAUUUCGCUAAAUCGUUAAGUCUAUCGAAUGAAGAGCGACAAAAAUUGUCGCUGAUACAACCACAGACCAUAGCAGCAGCGAGUCGUAUACAAGGCGUUACACCAGCAACCAUUGUACGAUUGCUCAAAUAUGUGAAACGCGCAGGAGCAGCUGAACAAGUGAUAAGUGCGACCUGAAGUGACGUGGUGGGACCGCAGAGCAGAGGAAUUUUCUUAAAUUGUUUAAUUAAUUGAGUUUAUACAUAGUAAAAAUUAAUAACUUUUGUUUUUAAUACUUAUAUGUAUAUAAGAGAUAUAUUUACUUAAAACAGUUUAUAAUUUACAUAUUCAGCAAAAAGGGUGUACCAUAGGACUAGGACUAAAAAUUAGCAAUGAUAAGUCUAUAUAUGUAUUUAUGUAUGUAUACGAUUUUAUAAAAUACGAUAUUUAUAGAAAUGUUGCAAUAACUCAUACUACUAUCCAACGCUUUUAAGUCAUAUAAUUGGAGGUACAUUAGCAUUGAAGCAUGUUUCUAAAAAUUCUUUACAAUUUCGUUUACUACACUUAAUCCCUUUGUCUUUACUUAAUAAAUCAACUAUAAAAAAUGAAUCGCUAAAAUAAAUUAUUGCCACAUGCACGAGGCACAAUUUCGUUCUUCGUGU
Messenger RNA from Rhagoletis pomonella (apple maggot), 2674 nucleotides. Its product is annotated as protein MTO1 homolog, mitochondrial. Gene Ontology annotation, biological process: tRNA wobble uridine modification; tRNA methylation. Gene Ontology annotation, cellular component: cytosol. The coding region runs from base 183 to 2210 and encodes 675 amino acids. The transcript has a single exon. Gene Ontology annotation, molecular function: flavin adenine dinucleotide binding. The record is from RefSeq and is a predicted model, not a curated record. Lineage: Eukaryota; Metazoa; Arthropoda; Insecta; Diptera; Tephritidae.